Molecule: messenger RNA, 6087 nt
Organism: Aplysia californica (California sea hare)
Lineage: Eukaryota; Metazoa; Mollusca; Gastropoda; Aplysiida; Aplysiidae
Product: protein FAM114A2
Exons: 12
Coding region: 195-2366 (723 amino acids)
Source: RefSeq, a predicted model, not a curated record
AAAUAGAUGUGUGAACCAGUUCGCCAGUUCGUGAUGACGAUAAAGUUGACGUGGAAUUGAAAACAAAACAACCCUUUUAAUAAAUUUAUUGCCUGAGUAAAUAAACUGGAUAUUUGGGGUUUGAUUUCCUAAUGUAGAUGAUUUGCAGACAAGACGAUUGUUCAUAAAGAAAAACGUAGUCUGAGCGCAUAGCUAUGUCAGACUCAGAGGAUGAGGCAGCGUUUGCCAGUGCUGAUGAAGGAGAGGAAGUAAACAAACCAGCGCUGCCAGCAGCUUCUGCUGCUUCGGGCAAAAAGGAAAAGGCUAAUACCAAAGGAGCUGCACAACCUGGGGCAGGGGGUGCCACUGCCACAACAAAGACCUCUAGCGGGGAUUCUGCGACUGCUGGUAAAGGUGAACAAACCAAGAAGGGCAAGGGUAGACAACAGCAACAAAAAGGAAAGAAAAAAGGAAAAGCCAGUAGCCAGCCUUCACCCAAGGAGGAUUCAAAGACCGAGUCAGAUGAGAAAAAAGCUAGUGAUGUCCCUCAAACUGCUGUGAAGCAGAGCAAAUCUGAUGAAGAUGUUACUCCGAAAACAGAAGCCACUGAAAAAGAGCAGUCUGUACCACAGGCAAAGUCAGAUACGAGUAAGAGUAGUCAAGACAAGGAGAAAGGGAAAGGAGAUAAAAGUGCAGGGGAGGAUAAGACAGCUUCAAAAUCAGACUCCACAGUCAGCCCGUCAAAAUCUGCUGAAGUAGUACAAAGCGACAAUGAGCCUGGGACGACAACACCCAAGAAAGAAAGGUCUGCAGAGAAAGAGUCUGUAGAUAAUCAGAAGACUGUCCAGGCAGGGGAGGUGAGGAAGGGAUUGGGGGCUGAGAUGUCGUCUCCAGAAGGUCAGGAUAUUCCACGUGAGCUGAAAGACCAGGCUACACCCAAGCAGGAUGAGUCGGCUGAAAAGAGUUCUGGUGGUUGGGGCUGGGGUAGCUGGGGAACUUCCAUCCUGUCUGCCGCAUCUUCCUCUGUCCAGACGUUCACCACCCAAGUGGGCGAUGGAUUCACCACAAUCAUCGACACGAUGGAGUCAUCCCUUGGUGUGCCAGAUCCUGGCGAGUUGGCUCAGGCUAAGGAAGUGAAGGAACCCGAAGAUGAGGGAAAGUCUGCGUCUGCUGACGGGGAGAAGGACACUCACCCUCCUCAAGAAAAAUCUUCUGAAGGUCAGAAAUCAAGUGCUAUGGAUAAAAGGGUACCGGAUAAAGAUGUCAAAGAAAAAUCUGAGGAGAAACCAGAGGAACAAAAAGAGGCUGAAUCCAGCAGUGGCAAUAGCUGGUUCUCAAGCUGGGGUGUGGCUGAUCUGGCUAAGAAAGUCCAAGACACGGGGAAAACAUUGGCUACAAAAGGUCAGACGUUGAUGUCAGAGGGUUUUGACGCAGUGGAGAACUUGGCGGCUGGAGGCAUCGAUGUUUUGGAGACUAUCGGCAAGAAAACGUACAGCACUCUCUCAGAACACGACCCUGCCCUGCGGAAGACGAGAGAAUUCCUUAGUCCUAAAGCAGAUAAGCCAAACCUGUCCAGUGUUCUGCGGGAGGCGAAGGAUCAGGCCGAGAUACAGGCAGAGCAAGAGAAAGAGAAUGAGGAGGCGAGGAAGGCACACUUUGGAACUUUGUUUGAUGAUUAUCAAGGCAUCGCUCACUUGGAAGCCCUGGAGAUGUUGUCGAACCAGAGUGAGAAGAAGGUUCACUCUCUGCUUAACUCUCUGGCCUCGGAGGAUCUGACAGCCAUCAAGCCCGUGCUCAUCGCAAUCAAAGAGGCUUUUGAGGUGAAUGAGGAUGAUGAUGAUGAUGCAGAUCUGGCAGCUAAGGACCAGGAUUUCACGAGCCUUGUGAGUCAACAUUUGUCUGAGCUAGAGCUGGGGACAGCUCCGGACAAACUGAAUAAGGUCCAUGAGAUGGUCAAACAGUGGAUUGUGGACUUUGAUGCCAACGAGAGUCAUGAUUCAGAGAGUGUCAAGAACGUGCACCAGCGCAGCAUCCAGUCUCUGGCAGAGCUGACCUCAAAGGGUGUGGAACAAUUCCACAAGGCCGGAGAGCUAGUGUUGUUGGAGAGAGACACGGACAAAGACUGUACUGAGAGGGCUCACAGUCUAGCCAGACUGACAGGCGUCCUGUGUCAUGAAGUAGGAAACAUGGCCACCAAGUUUGCCGGAUGUCUCAACAAGAUGGCCGAGCAAGAAGAAAGUUCAGAUGAGAUCACAGCCCUGGUCACAAAUAUCUAUCUAGAGGCCUCCAACAGCAGCACAUACCUCCAAGACGCUUUCCAGUUGUUACUCCCGGUCCUGCAGCAGGCAGCGCUGGAACACUCCAUCAACAGCAGGCACCAGUCAUGACCUUGACCCUGUGAGCGUCGUUCUUCAGCUGUGGGUUGUGGGAUGUUGUACAGUCUAUGUUUGAACUUUUCUGUGACCUUACAUGUAGUGACCGAAUUAUUAGAAUUAUGUUUGAAGUUGAUGUACCAUCUUUUACUGUGACAGGAACUAAACUAGGGUAAGAAACAAGUCUCCGAAAUAUUAUACCACUUCUGUAUUGACAUCUGUUAGUUAAUUUCAAGAAUAAUGGUUGGAGGAUGCUACUGAUAGGUCCUGCUUCUUUUCUUUCCCUAUGUUGUUUCUGUUUCUUAUUUUUUCCUAGCUCACAGUGACUGAUUUUAGAUGGAUGUGCUUCUCUUUACUGAAACUCAAACUGUAAUUUUCUGUUCUUUAAAAAGAUAAGAGUGAAGUCAGAAUAGAACAGCUGGUAACUUGUGUUGAGUAAUACUGAAUUAAAGGUGCUCUUAUGGUAUGCAGUAGCAGGUACAAAGAACUUUGUUUCUUUUAUUUUGCGGAAUUUGAUGAGUUUAGUUUUUGUGAAAAUCAGGUUUUGUCACCAAGGCAUUCUGUUCCUCUGAAGACUUUUAUUGACAUUGCAAGUUAUCAGAAGCUCAUAGCUUUUGUGAUAUCAGUAGUGGUUUGUUUUAUUUGUCUAUAUGCAGGUUGCUUUUUCUUUGUACUUUCAAGAGUCACUUAUUGUAUGUGUGGCAUAACCUUAGUAUGUGGGCUAAAUUUAUUGGGGGAGUGAGUUCUCCCGCUGAAUGGUUGAUAUCGCACUGUUAUCUGAUUUCAUAUGGAUUUAUUACCUCUUGUUCCCACUUUUCGUGAACUGUUAGAUCUUAUUUAUCGCGUACUGUCUUUAUAAAACCUGUACAUGCUAACCUGGUUCAAGAAUUGUGAGACAACAUUUUCUUAUGUAUCUUGCUAUGAAAAAUCUGUCUUGAUGAUGUAUACUUUUCUUUGUUUUGUUUUUUCCUGUAAGGAUAUAUUGCAUACAUAGAACAUAAGAAAUUUGAUUCUUACCAAGCUAAAGUCUUAUCAGAAAAAUUUUUGAUCUCCUCCUUCAGUGAAGUGAAGUGCCCUAACUUAACAUCAGUUGAUCACAUGAGAAAUAUUUCCUAGUCAGAUCUGUUACCAUGACAUCUUCUAUUGGUUCUGAACAGAUUUGAUACCUGACACUUCUGACAGGCAUGAUGUUGUUUUCAGAAGACCAUGAAUAAAUUUCACAUACUAAGAAGACCAUCGUAAGACUGAAAACAUGAAGCUAUGUAUCCAUUUCAAACAAAUUUCUGACAAAUUAAGAGCAUUUGAAAUAAGCUUACAUGAUACAUGUUUUUACAGACAAAGCUGUUUGAAAAUGUCUUGAAAUCUCUGGAAGUUAGGCAUCUGAGUUGCUAUGGCACUUCACAAAGCUGCUGCAGAUGAAGUGGUAGUGAAUGUGAAAUUAUAGUGGUUAAAGUAAAAGCUAAAAGUUCUGUCAAAUGAACAGACUCUUACACUGUUGCUUUGAAUACUUUGAUGAGAGCAGAUCACAUUUCAUUUAUUUUUUUUUCAAUGUGAUCUCAAUACAUUGUGUACAAAUGCAAGCUGUGUAAUGUUGUACAACUUCACAACUUUCUUUGUAGCUUUGGAAUCUGUUAUCAUCUUUUUGUACAGCAGAGCAUCUGAACUACUUUGCUGUAUUCUCAUCAUAAUGGUUCCUUUGAGGUAUUUAAUUCACCCAUGUUGAAAAAAAAAAUUCAUUUUCAUGUGUGAAUUCGCCCAAUGCAACACCACACCAUUGAUCAUUGAUGAAGUGGGAAUAACUGCAUAAAAGGGGAAACCUUUUUGAUAGGACCAGUCUGGAAGAGUUCUGGACUCUCUCUCUCUCUCUCUCUCGUUUUGCUGGAUUUAUUAGGCAAUUGUAUGACUGGUUUCUGCCUAGAUCCCUUUUAUUGGUUGUCAAAAAAACCAACCCAGUAGGUUCUUGCGGGAACUGAGUUUUUGACAUGCAGUGUGUUUAGACAGAGACCACUGUAUUUUGAUAUUUGAAUUGAUUAUAAGUCGUUAGAGGAUGUGAAUGCGAGCACAGUUGAGCCGUCCAUUCUUCACAGUGCAGCUCUUGUGAUAUUAAAUGCAUCUGUCGCGGGUCUCUUUCACUUGCGUUUGUUUAGUCCUACUCUCUUGAUUGAUUGCUUGGUAACGAGAUGCACAAAGGUCAUAGAAAUGUUUACUCCCAGCGAAACACUUAGAACAGGCAUGGGCGAGCAUGUCCAAUUCAUGGGCCAGAUUAGGCAAUUCUGAUUAUUUCACAGAUAACAGCUAGAGGAAGUUGGGUGAAAUCAGUUAAAAUGCCCAAGCUGUCAAAAGUGAGACUAAAACUGAAGCUCUAUACAUGCAUGUCACUCAAGAAUGAGAUGAAGUAUUAUAUCAAUUGCUUCCAGCUGGGCAGGAAACUUCAUUUUAAUUUUCAAGAUGGAUAGUUUUGUUUUUUUUCAAUUAUCAUUUCACCACAGGUCACAUUCAUUAUAUUAUUAAUUACUCAGCAACUCAUAGGCUGAAUAUGGCCUGCAGACAGUAGUUUACCCAUGCCUGAUAUAGUCUUGUCUACUAUCUGAAGGAUGCGCUAUGUUUGACUGUUAUUAUUAUUCCUUUCUGGUACAACCUCCCUUUACCCAGACCUAUCCAAGAGGAACACUUAUUAAUAAGGGGAAAAUGUUCCUGUACUUGUACCAUGCUGGCCUUGAAAAAUGUCCUUGUUAGCCAAGGCAGUGACCAACUAUGCUGUAGCAGCAGGAUUAGGGUUCGUAAUUGUAAAAUUUUCUGAAGCACCCAGUACUGGGAUAUCUGCUCGUAUACGUAUAGUUUUUGUUUGUCUCCCCCCCCGAAAUGCAACAGAUCAAAGGAAUAUUUCAAAUGUUCUGAAGUCAUGAUUCACCUAAAGCAUUAUUCUUGUCUUAAAAUACUUUUAAUAAUUUUUGUGCUGUUAAUGGUCUUUCUAGUAGACUUCCAGACUUGCAACCAUAAGGCUGCGGGCUUGAAUUCUUUUCCUUGGGGAAAAACACUUUACACAAAUUCUUUUGACUUCACCCAGGUGAGAAAAAGGAUCCUGCUAAGACAGUAAAAGAUCUUAUCCAUAAAAAUAUUGGUUUUGUUUUGUUACCCUUUGAAUGCCUGCAACAUUGCAGGAGCUUUGCCCUGAAUUCCUCUUCAGAAAGUUACAGGGCCUUUCAGGACAAAGAUAUUGCAAAAUGCACAGACCUUUCUUUUGAAUAGUGAUACGUGUUAUAUAAACACAAUCUAUUAUUGUUAUUGUUAUAAUUCUUGUUAAUUCAAGAGGCUGUUGCACAUGUGAUCUAGACAAAAAAAAAUUGAUUUUCUGGACCUUAUGAUUUUCAUGUUUGGCCUCCUGAUUAAUAUAGCAGCUGAAAAUUGUUUCAAUUUCUGAGAAACAGGUUUGAUUUUAGAUUGCAUAGUAGGCUUGAUAAGAAGAACAAAAUAUUGAAAGUCUGACCAUUUCUUGAGGCAUACUUGCGCUGAGAGUAAAUGAGAGUGCUGUUCUUCCAUUUCGGACUUUUUUUCAGGCACUUGUACUUUGAGUUCCAAUGGCAUUAUGUUUUUUUUUCUGACUGAACUGUUUUGCAUGACAAUUUGUGAUAGAUGUCUAUAAUAAAUAGCUGUGCUCAUCACAAAGUAUUGACCAUUGGUCUGUACGUAUAUAAUAAUCCCUGAACUUUGCAAUAAAUUUACUGGGCUCUCAUUA